UCCAGAACCUGACCUGCAUCUUCUUCAUUCUUUCGUCUGCAUUGGAAAAUCGACGUCGUACAAAUAUUCUCUGCAUCCCUUCAGUUAUCUCGGGAGAUACAGGACCUUCUGGAGACUUGAACUUUAGGAACAAUCUCACCCAAGGACCAAAAGAUAACACACCUCGAAAAGGACAGACAAACAAUCAAACAACUGACAACAUACCUCCACUCCUAAAACAUCAAAAAUUCACUUCCAACCAUGGCCAAUUCAAUCCAUCGACCCCGCAGCGACCUCACCAAAGAAAUAACCCCCAUAGUAAUGGGCGGAGCAGCAUGGUCCCACCAACUAAACCCGGACGCAGAAACGCGCCCCAUAAUCCCCGUCAUCCUCAAAGCCUUCUCCCACGGCAUCCGCACAAUCGACACAUCACCCUACUACGAGCCCUCUGAAAAAAUCCUCGGAAAGGCCCUCGCAAACCCCCAAAUCACAUCGCUUUACAACAGAAAAGACUAUUUUCUCAUGACCAAAGUUGGAAGGAUUGCCAGUGAAGAGUUUAAUUACUCGCCUGAUUGGGUUAGAGAAUCUGUGGAGAGGAGUUUGGAGAGGUUUCAGACUGGGUAUUUGGAUGUGGUGUUUUGUCAUGAUGUGGAGUUUAUUUCUGAUGAGGGGGUGGUGGCUGCUGUUUCUGCACUUUGGGAGUUUGUGGAGAAGGGAAAGGUUAGGUAUGUAGGUAUUUCGGGCUAUCCCAUUGAUAAAUUGGUGAGGGUGGCGAGGAAGUGCAAGGAGAUGGGGAAACCGCUUGACAUUGUGCAGAAUUGGGGACAAUUGACGUUGCAGAAUACGAGAUUGAAGACUGAAGGGUUGAGGGAGUUGAAGGAAGCGGGAGUGAAGGUGGUGUGUAGUAGUUCGCCUUUGAAUAUUGGCUUGUUGAGGGCUCAGGGUGUGCCGAUUGGAACACUCGGAGACUGGCACCCUGCCCCCUCUGGUCUCCGUCAGGCAGCCGCAAAUGCAGCCACUUAUGCAGCAAAACACAACGAUGACCUAGCUAGCCUGGCUCUCCGCUUCGCCGUCCGAGAAACCGCCAACAAAGACCCUUCUCUGCCCACUAUGUCCCUUAUCAUGGGACCUGGCAGUGUUGAAGAAGUAGAGUCUUGUGCUGCUGCUGCAAACAGCGUUCGUGAUAACAGCGCCAAAGGAGAGUUUGGAGACUUGAGAGAUGAAGUCGUAUUGGACAAGGAGGGAGAGAAGAGCGAUGAGAAGUUAGUGGAAGGUGUGAGGGAGAUUCUGGGAGAGUGGAUGGAUUUCUCCUUCAUUAGUCCGCCCGAGGGGUGGAGUGUUAAGGAAGGAAAGAUGAUGAAGUGAGCGACCGGUCAUGGUGUGUACGUUUGUUUGUUGUAUAUUAAGUCUCCUUAGGAUGGAAUACAUAGAUAUAUAGUUGCAAAAAGGUCCCCCUUCCC
Messenger RNA from Aureobasidium subglaciale EXF-2481, 1439 nucleotides. RefSeq lists its product as uncharacterized. Gene Ontology annotation, molecular function: D-arabinose 1-dehydrogenase [NAD(P)+] activity. The record is from RefSeq and is a predicted model, not a curated record. The transcript is spliced from 2 exons. NCBI's taxonomy places the organism in Eukaryota, Fungi, Ascomycota, Dothideomycetes, Dothideales, Saccotheciaceae. The coding region runs from base 241 to 1344 and encodes 367 amino acids. Gene Ontology annotation, biological process: dehydro-D-arabinono-1,4-lactone biosynthetic process. Gene Ontology annotation, cellular component: cytosol.